AAGAUGGCGGCAGUUUUAUGCACAAGUUUGGUUAAGCUUGGCGUUAGUUAGCCCUUUUUUAAUUUACUUAAUAUGAUCAUGUCUCUAGUUAUUUGGAUGUUGAUCGAAAGGAGUCUCUAUUUACAAAGAAAGAGUCAUGUCUGAUUUGAACAUUUUAUUCCGCCCCGAAGAUCUUCUUGCACAUAAAAAGAAACCUUCUCAGUUACCACUGCAAGGAGGACCGAAAGUGUUCGCUCCCGAUGCAGAUGCAGAUGACGAAGUCUUGUCCUCCUUGCUCCAGGAACAUGGAGAUGUCUUACAAGAACAAAGAGUUUCCAAAAAGAGCAACCUAUCUGUAGGGUCAUGGGUUCCUGGUGAUAAAGUGGUGGAGGUGUCAGUGGCAAAGGGUCCUCAUUGGCAGCACUUUGGACAUCAGAACCAUGGCAAAAUGUUACUACAACCACAUGAAGCUCUUUUCCUUCUUGAGCAGCCAAUGUCUUUUCAACAGGCCUAUAUGACUAUGCUAUCUGUUGGUUUCUCUCCUGAUAACUACCUGGUUUAUGCUUAUUUUCUGCGCUUGGGAUUCAUAGUUUUAAAACAUCAAUCAAGAAGAAACCAUGAAUCAGACACACAAACUGACAUGGCCAACCCAGAGAGGAACGAAAAGCAGCAAGAAACUGCGACAUCUUUUGAAUGUGAAAGGAGUAUUGGCGCUGAUAAUGGUAAAGGUGGCAAACCACUGGUGAUGUCUCCUGUUACCCACCUUUGGACCAGUGAAGAUGACUGCAGACCCCUUCUGAGGCCAGAGGAUGCCACCUCAACAGCUGCAGUUUUGUCCAAGCUACAAGUAAUCAAAAACCAAAGAAUGACUGAAGCCAAUGAUUUAAGUGCAAAACAGCAAUCUCUUCAAGUAGCAUUUGAUGUUUAUCAGCCUGGGCUGAAUUUCAAGAAAUCAGAUCCAGGAACUCCAGCCUUCUGUGUUACUGUAUGCAGGUUUUCUGAUUCUCCCCCUUCACUGGCGGUUAUGAGCGCCAUGAGAAAGGAAUGCGCUUGCGUUCCACUCAAAAUUGCUCUGGUGGAUGGAGGAAGCGUCUCUUUUUACAGUGUGUUGGAUGUCGACAGCCCCACAUUUAUCACUAAAGGUUAACAUGACUCGAAAACGCCACAGCCAUACCAGUUAGCUAUGACACCUGGAAAAGAUGUUCAUUAAUGCCUGUGUGUAGUCGGUGUUACUAGGGACUUUAAGCAGUGACGACGGCAACUCCACGGAAGACGUCGAUUAAAAAAUGAGUUUCUACUCUUAAUUAGAAUUUCCAAAAUGCUGCAUGUGUUUACCGUCUCAUGGGGCGCCAGACCUUAAACUCAACAUUACGCAUAAAAGUGGCGUUGAGUUCCAAAUGUAAAUUAAAAUAAUUUGCCGCCGCGGAGAUUCGCUUCGCAGACGACGCAAAUUUUGGUGAC
Stylophora pistillata is the source of this 1440-nucleotide messenger RNA. RefSeq lists its product as uncharacterized. Gene Ontology annotation, molecular function: tRNA-intron lyase activity. Gene Ontology annotation, biological process: tRNA splicing, via endonucleolytic cleavage and ligation; tRNA-type intron splice site recognition and cleavage. The record is from RefSeq and is a predicted model, not a curated record. NCBI's taxonomy places the organism in Eukaryota, Metazoa, Cnidaria, Anthozoa, Scleractinia, Pocilloporidae. Gene Ontology annotation, cellular component: tRNA-intron endonuclease complex.